Messenger RNA from Mucor mucedo, 1116 nucleotides. RefSeq lists its product as uncharacterized. The coding region runs from base 1 to 1116 and encodes 371 amino acids. The transcript is spliced from 3 exons. The record is from RefSeq and is a predicted model, not a curated record. Lineage: Eukaryota; Fungi; Mucoromycota; Mucoromycetes; Mucorales; Mucoraceae.
AUGGACCAUAACAAAUCACAACGCACAUACGAUCAAGCCUUUUUGUUUGCCAUGGGCGAAACAAAUCGUACAAGUAACUCAAAAAAACGGGCAUUAAUGUUUGCAGAUUUUUACGAUGUUGUUCCUGUUGCAGUAAAUGAUGAAGAUGGUAAUGAGUUAGACGUCAAUUUAUCCUCAAGCCAUAUAGAACAGUUCCAGACCAUGCUUUCAAAACCAAUACCACUCACAGUAAGGCUUCCAGUUCAAGAGGCACCUCCCCAAACCAUGUUACCAACUCGCGAUACAGUCAACAGCAUCGGUGAAUUUGGAGCCUAUUCUUCAUACUUAAACAAACACGGUUACACUGAAUUAACCAAGGAUAUGAUCGAACUGCUAAAUCAAGACUGGGAGAUCAAGCCAAGUCAACGGUUCAUCGCAGCAAGAGCAUUAAUCGGAUCGGUAAUCAUUGCUUUAGAAGUAUAUUGCCGUGACCCUGACAUCGAUAGACACGCUGAACAACGUGGCUCCACUGGUUCAGCACGACAAACGAUAUCUGUAUCGUCUGUAGGGCAAAAUGAUUUUGAAAUUUCCACCAUGCGCCAAGCCGAAGGCUGCAAUAUAUCCAUCAAGCUUAUACUGGGUGCCCACUCGUUUAACGCCCUUGUCACUGCUAGUACACGGAUCGACAACUUGGUGGAUCAACCUGAAUGCGGGCCAAACACUGUCAAUUUCGGUGUGUCUCCUAACUCCCACUUAAAGUACAAGUUGUAUCUUGACUCGGAAUCAUGGUCUGACUCUCUAGCGCUUGAAAAAAAGACUAAUUUGCAGUCCAUCUAUACUCAUUCCCGGCUUAUGCAACUUCGCCAGCUCAGAACUCGCUUUGAUAAACUUGACACGUACUCUGCUUCCCGAUCCGCAUUGUUUCAUGGUUAUCUGCAGCAACCAAUGACUUUUUUUACAUAUGGCAAGAAUACGACAUCCAUCAAUUCAGGCGCACUAUCAUCAAGGUUCUUAGCUAUGUUAGCUACGUCUGUUAUGAGGGAUGGUCAGAAUGCUCAUCUUAGACAAGUCAUUGUCGAAAACUUGCUUACAGAAUUUAAUAAGGAAACGAAGGCCAAGCGUGUUAUUAACGACUAA